AUGACGUCCAAUGGUGCUUUGACAGAGCUGACCAUCUCACCUUCGAGGACUUUAUCGUGGCCUUCGACUGCGUGGAUCGGCGUCAUGCGUAGCAGCGGUUUGGCAACAUCCUCGGCAAGCAUUUCAAUACCAAUUCGGAACGAGACCGACGCAUUAACAGCAAUUACACAAGCUGGACCAAGUGCUGAAAUGGUUGACUCUGCAUUGGAUCUUCGGUUGGCGUCUUCGUGCGCAGCAGAUCAUUCUCUUCAACAAGCUUUGGUGGACUCUGAUGAAUCAACAGUGGAUACUCCUAUUCCUCAUGCCGACGGCAACAGUAACAGCAACAACGAGACCAUAUUAUCAAUCGAUGAUGAAACGGUGAUCCUUCACGAAGAGAGUGAUUCAACCGUGCAGGCAAGAUUCACACUGGCAGGCUCUAGCAUCACCACGACUGUUCUUGGAAAAAGACGUGCUCAUGAUCAAAACGAAUCACCCAAACCCAAUGACAGUGUAUCAUCCCAACGCCUGCGUGUCGACACCCUUAAUGCCGACAACACAUCUAAUUCUGACUGCGCAUCGGAGAUUGAUCGUAAUGCAGGAUACAGUAAUCAGGAGCAGCUGGAGGUGGAUACACAAGAUGACGACAUCCAUUGGGACAUUGAUGAUGAAAGUGGCUUUUUCAGGGCUUGGAACGAUCUGAUGGAUCGAAGGUCGGACGCAUUACAUGAUUACGACCUCGAACAAUUUCAUGCGAUCGAAUGCGGAUAUUCCGUCAAGUCAAAACCUCACAUUCCACCAGAACUUUAUGAGCAUCUUCGCCUUGAGAAGCCGUCAAGUAACAUUAUUCACGAACAUAAGGCGUAUGUCAAAAAAUGCAUUGAGUCAGCUAAGUUCAAAGAAGCAGCCAACAUGUCAUUCACUGGGCUUAAUACCACAUCUGGGGAACUGGUUUCAAACGUAUUUCAGCACUUUGCCAAGCACAUUUUCAGCAAAGAUGGCAACCAUGUCGACGACAGCGAGAUUAUCUACAACCACAGGUUGAUAUGGCCGUGCUUGGAAAGCGUAACUGAUGCAAUGGUGGCGGAUACACUUGCUCGAUUUUCACCAGGCGAAGUGAAUUUGCAAUCCUUCAAUACUCUUGACGACAACUACAAAGCAGACGGCAUAUUGAAGUUUGACAUGACAGAAGUCCUGCUCCUUGAAACUUCUGGACCAUACAAUUGCAACGACAAGCCAAGAUCUGCAUAUGACCAUAUCAAAUGUGUGUUCGGCUUGUUGUCCAUGUUCAAAGCAGUCAUCAGCAAGUAUCCGUUUGCAACAGUACAAGAGUUUGGAAGUUUAAGGUUAUGGGUUGUUCAUGCUCGAGAGGAUGCAAUUCACCUGUGGGCGCUUGAAAUGCCGGAACCAGGCAUCUUUAUUCUCGAGAGAGUUUACAAAGUCACUAUACCAACAAAACUGAAUCAAGCGUAUCUCCUGCUGGAGCUUUUGAAGAUGUUGUGGGUGCUGAAGCUGGGCUUAGAUAAGACGCAUCACACGUUGCAAAGACUUGAGGAAUCCCACAACACUUAUUGCACAGCAUUGGCAUUCGAUGAGGUGGAAGAAAAGCACAAACGCCCCAACCUUGAAAGGACCAUCGCCACCAAAGUCUUCAAGCCGAAGCGUGGACCUGGAUUCGCUCAUUUAUUACCUCAAAGUUUCUCUGCAAAUGAAGUCAUGUCGCUGUAG
This is a messenger RNA of Lichtheimia ornata, 1707 nucleotides long. RefSeq lists its product as uncharacterized. The record is from RefSeq and is a predicted model, not a curated record. The coding region runs from base 1 to 1707 and encodes 568 amino acids. Lineage: Eukaryota; Fungi; Mucoromycota; Mucoromycetes; Mucorales; Lichtheimiaceae. The transcript has 10 exons.